Molecule: messenger RNA, 2724 nt
Organism: Cylicocyclus nassatus
Lineage: Eukaryota; Metazoa; Nematoda; Chromadorea; Rhabditida; Strongylidae
Source: the annotation of a GenBank genome assembly
AACUUAUUCAAUUUACUGCUUUCUCUUUCAGAUUCUUGGCAAGUGCUUCUUUAUUCUUGUGCUUAUCCAAGUGAUCUAGAAAGCACAUUUUUAAUCUGGCCACUCGACUUCGUCGGAAUGUCGCAUGCAAGGAAGCGAUGUGCAACGCCAUCACGUAAUAUGAAUCGAGCCAAAAGGUCGAUCGAAGACAAGGAUGCAGUUGAAGUUGUAUGCAGGCUUACUCCUUAUUAUGGACCUACACCAUGUUUGACGGUAACUGAGGAGAAUGUCCUUCGAGUCGUUCCUCCACCUGGCUUGCAAAGAAGAGAUGGAUCACCUUACGGAGUGAAGGACUUUGAAUUUGGUUAUGUUUUCGACGAGAACGAUCGCCAGCAAAAAGUGUUUGAACGCUGCGCUGUCGACCUCAUACAAAAUCUUCUUGCAGGGAGAAAUGGACUUCUUUUUACCUAUGGAGUCACAGGCAGUGGUAAGACUUAUACCAUGACGGGAAAGCCAACACCGGAAGAAACGGGCUUAUUACCGAGAACGCUUGACGUUGUUUUCAACAGUAUCGACAAUAAGGUUGAUCGAUGCGUCUUUUACCCUAAUGGUCGGAAUGGCUUUGGCAUACGGUCGAAAGUAGAAGCGCAUCUGGCAAGGAAAAAAUACGAGCUGGAACGUCUGCAAAUUAGCAAUGAGAUCGAUACUCGCUAUAUGGAGAGGAGAGUUGUUCCUGGUUAUAAUGACAACUACGUCUGCGCUGUAUUUGUUUCCUACGUGGAGAUUUACAAUAACUACUGUUACGACCUGUUGGAGCCGAAGAGCGCUUUGACGAAGCAUGAUACACGGAUGGACAUCAAUAACAUGGUAUACGUGGAGGGUGCUCAAGAGAUCGAAGUGGAGACCAGUGACGAAGCUCUUGAACUUUUUUGUAAAGGCGAAGAGAGGAGAAGAACAAGCGAUACAGUGCUCAACAAAGAGUCAUCUCGCUCGCAUUCAGUCUUCACAAUCCGGCUCGUCAUGGCUCCAUUUGAAAGCACCGGUUUUGCUGUUUAUCCAGACAGUGAUCCAAACAAUAUCAUAGUUUCUCAGCUUUCUCUUGUGGAUUUGGCAGGAAGCGAGCGGACGAAAAGGACAAACAACGUGGGUGACCGCUUGGCUGAAGCUGCUUCUAUCAAUAAAAGUUUGAUGGUACUGCGCCAAUGUAUUGACAAACUGAGGCGAAAUCAACGAUCGGGAACUUCUGAAACUAUCCCAUAUCGAGAUGCAAAACUCACAAUGUUAUUCAAGAACUUUUUCGAGGGAUGUGGAAAGAUACGGAUGAUAAUCUGCGCAAAUCCAAAACCAUCGGAUUUUGAAGAAAACUUGAAUGUAUUAGCCUUUGCGGAAGAAUCCCAGGCCGUGUGUGUCACUCGAGGUGAGGAUCGACUAGUGAUCGACAGUGGCUCAAAACCGCCGGUACCACGUCGAUUCUACACACGAUGGAACUACGAGAUUGAUGAAGCUAUGGCAUCACAUCCAUCAAUUAAGUCAAGCACUGUUUUAUCUCUUCACUUUGUUGUCAAGGAUGCUGGCGAUGCCGCGUCCGUUGCGAAGUUCAAAGAGCAGUGUAUUGCCUUGGCUAACAUAGCUAACCGCGAGAACCAUAAUCUGGAAUCUCAAGCACAUGACGUCGAGAUUCCCUUGAGGAAUUCUCUUUGUGUCGCGGACUACGCCAAAGUAGAGAAUGAAGAGCUACGUGCUCGCAGUGAGCAAGAUGCUGAACAGAUCGCCGCAUACUGCGCCGAAAAUAAGAAGCUGAAGAGAGAGAUCAUGUCCCUUCGCGAGCGAUUAUCACGAUAUGAAGCUGAGGAUGAGAAGCUCCUUUCAGCAGAGGAAAACCUGCGUAGAAGUGUGAAAGAAGAGCGUACGAGGAUGAGGAAGCAAGAUCAGAAACUCAAAGUGAUCCAAGACAUAUGCGAUGCUCCUUCACCAUCGUUUGCUCAGCUUCGCAGCAAGUUUUCCACGGGAGGAGAAGCACAUUCUGCCACUCCUGCAGCUCCUACACCUCUACAAAAGCAAAAAACUAUGCCAACACCGAGCACAUCAAGAGAGUCUCGGCGACCACAACAGGAUUUACGGACACCCGGUGGACCGGGUUAUUUCAAUCCUAAGUAUCACAGAAGUCUAAGUGGUAUCUUACGUGCUAAAUUACCUCAAAACUCCAAGCAAGUCACAAGAGUUGAGGCUCAUCAGUUGCAGAAGUCUAGUGACUAUGUGUUGACACAUCAAGAAGUUGAUGAGGAUGGAAAUAUUAACACAAGCGUUGUCAAGGGUGAAUGUAUACCAACUGCCGGUGGAGGAACUGCUGUACUAUUCAAUGAUGUUGAGCAGGUUUCUCACAGAACUCCUGGACGUCCACUUCGCCCAGCUAAUCGUACUUAAUAAACCUUCUUUUUUCUUCGACUAACUUGUUUACAUAUGGCUUUCUCUUUGUUCCUCUUCCACAAAAUGGUAUCAUAUUCCAUUCUUAUCCAGAACUUGACAGCUUCUCUUAGAUGACUGCAAUAUAUCUAAAUUUUAUCAUCUCUUUUUUGUAAAGCCCACAAUAAGUUAGAGACAUCUCUAAUUUCAAUAUUGACCUUACUGACUUGAUGAACUUCAAUUGAAACUACUACUGAAUACACAACUUAGUAAAUUAUUUGACUAUUUCGUCUAUAUCUCUGAUUGCUUGUUUUAGUGGACAUUUGUAAUAAACUAUGAAGG